Erigeron canadensis is the source of this 1695-nucleotide messenger RNA. RefSeq names its product anthocyanidin 3-O-glucosyltransferase 2-like. Gene Ontology annotation, molecular function: UDP-glycosyltransferase activity. The transcript has a single exon. The coding region runs from base 62 to 1519 and encodes 485 amino acids. Lineage: Eukaryota; Viridiplantae; Streptophyta; Magnoliopsida; Asterales; Asteraceae. The record is from RefSeq and is a predicted model, not a curated record.
ACUUACCAAAUAAUCAGUCUUCAAACAAAUUAACCAUUCGGUCAUAGAACCAAAGUUAGAAAUGGACAAUACACCUGCAAAGCUCGUAUUCAUCCCAAACCCUGCACAUGGUCAUAUCAUGUCAACAGUCCAGAUUGCGAAACUACUAGUAGACCGAGAUCAGCACCUCUCCAUAACCGUUCUUGUCAUCAAAUUUCCUAGCUUCGGUUCUCACACGCCUACCACAACCUACAUCGACUCAUUAGCCAAGAAUAAUACCACGAGUCGCAUAUCUUUUAUUGAACUCCCUCAAAACGAAUUCCCACCACUUGAUGACUCGAAAUCAAGCUAUUCUUUCUUUGGUGAUUUCAUUGACAGCCACUGUAACUAUGUGAGAAACGUUGUGGCUGACAUUGUAACUCAACCGGGUUCCGGUCGCCUAGCUGGGUUUGUCAUAGACAUGUUUUUCACGAGCAUGAUAGAUAUAGCUAACGAGUUUAAUGUUCCUAGCUAUGUUUUCUAUACUACUAAUGCUUCUUUUCUAGGAUUUAUGUUCUAUAUACAAUUACUUGAUCAGAGUCAAAAUGUUGUUGAGUUGAGUAACUCAAAUACUGAGGUAUCGGUUCCAAGUUAUGCGAAGCCGGUGCCCACCAGAGUCUUUUGGGAUAUUGUCCAAACUAGAGAAGGAAUGGACUAUAUUCUGACCAUUAUUCGGAAACUUAGAGAGGUCAAAGGAAUCAUGGUUAAUACGUUUUUGGAACUGGAAACACAUGCAUUCAAGUCAUUGGCUGAUGACAUCAGCACCCCACCAGUGUAUCCGGUGGGACCUAUACUCAACCUAGAAAGUGUUGCAAAACAACCGUCGGAUGAUGACAUCAUCCGAUGGUUGGACAGUCAACCCCCUUCUUCAGUUGUGUUUCUGUGUUUUGGAAGCAUGGGAAGUUUUGAUGAAAUUCAAGUGAAGGAGAUAGCACGUGCUUUAGAGCAGAGUGGACACCGUUUUGUGUGGUGCCUACGUCAACCUCCUUCAGACCAAAUAUCAAAACUCCCAGGUAAUUAUGAGGAUCCUGGAACGGUAUUGCCCAAAGGGUUUCUAGAACGAACACAUGGAAUAGGGAAAGUGAUGGGAUGGGCCCCACAAGUGGAGGUGUUGGCUCACAUUGCAGUUGGAGGUUUCGUGUCCCACUGUGGAUGGAAUUCAUUAUUGGAGAGUUUGUGGUUCGGCGUACCAAUAGCAACAUGGCCUGUAUACGCCGAACAACAGAUGAAUGCGUUUAAAAUGGUGGUGGAGAUGGGUUUGGCGGUGGACAUCAAGUUGGAUUACAGAAAGGAUGUGUUAAAUGUUAAGGCUAAUACAGUCACUGUCACUGCAGAGGAGAUAGAAAGCGGUAUAAGACGUGUAAUGGAGGACACUGAGGUUAGAACUAAAGUGAAAGACAUGAGUGACAAAAGUAGGAGGGUAUUGGCGGAGGGCGGUUCGUCUUAUGCAUCUGUUGGCCGUUUCAUUCAAGAUGUGAGAGGAAACAUCUCCUCGUUUUAACUUUUGUUUAUUUAAGACUAAUAAGUGUUGUGUUACACGUGAAAACCAAAAUUUGUAAGGUGUUGUUUUGUACACGUUUGUUGUCAAAGUAUUCUCGUUAUUGACACGGGUUGGAUGUCUAUCACACUCUUUCCACAUUAAUGUCAUCGAAGGAAAUGUAAUCCUCUUCCAAUGAA